CUAGAUCACCAUGACGAUUAUCUGCUGCGAAUGAACAUGGGGCACAUCUGGAUGCAAAACAUAGAGACACGGAGAUAAGUUGCCAAUGCAUGUGAAUACAUCAGACUGGUUGGUCCUGACUGUGGACCCAGAGCUGGACCACUGCAGUAACUACACUGAAGCCUGGCUAUGGCUGUCCUCCCUGCAGCCAGCCUACCUGGGUUUGAUCAGCCUUGUGGGGUUGGUGGGAAAUGGCCUGGUUCUCUCUGUGUUCUGCCUGCAGAGGAAGCCCUGCACGGUGGCUGAUGUCUACCUCGGGAACUUGGCUGCUGCUGACCUAAUCAUGAUGUCCUGCCUUCCCUUCUGGGCUGUCACAAUUGCCCAAGGCUACCAGUGGGACUUCGGAGAGGUCCUCUGUAAGCUUGUUAAUGUGACUAUCUCUAUGAACUACAUCUGCAGUAUUCUGUUCCUAAUGCUGGUCAGUGUGGACCGCUACCGGGCUCUGGUGAAGCCCAUGAGUCCCAGUCGUCUGAGGAGAGCCUCCUGGGCUAAACGUUUCUGCCUGGGGAUCUGGAGCCUGGGCUUCCUGUUCACUCUGCCCACUCUGCUCUUCCGCACAGUGUCACACAUAGAGGAUCCCGGUGUGGAUGCCUGCAUUCUGGCCUACCCCCACCCUGUCUGGAGGUUGCACCACAACAUCACCAGUAGCAUAUUGGGCUUCCUAAUUCCUGUCCUGGUGGUGGCUUACUGUACUUGUCAUAUUGUGGCUGCACUGAACAAUCGAGGAACCGGAGGACUCCCUGGGGCGAGGGCAGAGAGGAAGACAACCCACUUGGUCCUCGCUGUUCUGGCUGUCUUCCUCUUCUGCUGGACACCACACCAAGUUAUGCGCUUUCUUGACACUAUGGAUUACUUCCAGGUCACACCUGGAUGCCUAUGGGGUCAUGUCCUGGACAUCGGCAUACAGCUGUCCACAUAUCUGGCAUACAGCAACAGCGCGGUUAAUCCCUUCCUGUUAGUCAUUGUGGGCAAGCAUUUCAGGAAAAGGGCAAAAGAGGUGUUUGGAAAAACUUUGAAUCCCUGGCCAAAAUACAUGACCUACCUGAGUGUGAGCUUCAUCUCAGUGAACAGACUCAGUGAAACUGCUGAAACACAGAAUAGCUCUGCUAUUUGGCUGACAGCUUUUGUUGAUUCAAUCCCCGAACCUGGAACAGUGCAGUAGAGCUCUUUGCUUGAUGCAGUUGGACAGAACUGCUAAAACAAUAUGGAAAGCCUAGUUACAGUUACAAUAACAGUCUUGUAAGGAAAAUGUGCAUAGCUUGGUUCUCAUUAUAAGAGAAAAUGAUUCAACACAAGUAUUUAUCCUCAGCAGGAAUAUAAAAAUAAUGUGGAAUAUUCCACUCACUUCAUAAUUAUAACCACCAGUUGCUAAAUUAUAAAUGUAUGCUUGGGUUUUAUUUAUCUCCAAGAAAACCUUGCGAACUUAAACUGCCAAGCACUGUAUGUUUAUUAUGUUACACAAUAAGAUUGGAACACAAACAAAAACAUACAAUGGAUGUAACUAUACCCUGCCUUCAUAACAUUAUUUUAUUAAAUAAUGAUGAUGAUCACUCUGUCUAUCAUGACAAGAAUGUAUUGUUCUGUGGAAUAACUGUUGAAAUGGUA
Molecule: messenger RNA, 1644 nt
Organism: Dicentrarchus labrax (European seabass)
Lineage: Eukaryota; Metazoa; Chordata; Actinopteri; Moronidae
Product: B2 bradykinin receptor
Exons: 2
Coding region: 86-1201 (371 amino acids)
Biological process (GO): G protein-coupled receptor signaling pathway; immune response; neutrophil chemotaxis
Cellular component (GO): membrane
Molecular function (GO): bradykinin receptor activity
Source: RefSeq, a predicted model, not a curated record